AUGGAGCGGCGCGGCCCCGUCCACGCGCUGCCCGAGGAGAUCCGCAAGAUGCCCCGGGACCAGACAGUGUGCAAAUACUGCGGAGUCAGCUACCUGACACUCCACGAGUUCAAGGUGAUGGAAGACAAAGUCAAAGCAAUGGAGAAGGAGAUUAAAGUUUAUAAGGGAAGCCUAGAACGGGAGCAGAGGCUUCAGGCAGAAUUGCAGGCUCUGCACCACGACCUCGAGCGCUGCCGGGCGGAGAGCGAAUCCAAAACGGAAAGGAUAAAAACCCUGACAGUGGAACUUAAAACCAAGCAGGAGGAGAUGAAAACUGUGAAAGCUGAUUUGCAGUAUUUCCAGGAGGAGAAGGAAGCUGCCUACAAGCAGUCACAGGUGCUCAGAACUACCUUGGAACACCAUUGCUCCACCCUGAACAAGGCUGUCUCACUGUUCCCUUUCAUUAGGAGUGAAUUAGACAGUAUUAAAGAGGUCAUCUCCACCAACAUGGAGAGCUUUGCAGCCAUGAAGGAAGAAAUUUUUCGGCAAAUAAAAGCCAUGAGCAAAGAAGCUCUGACAGAAAUACCCAAACUGAACCAAAGAUUGGCAAAAUCCCAGCGGGAGAACGAGUGUCUGCAGGAGAAGGUCAAACACCUCUCUGAGGUGGCUGACACAGUUGAGCUGAAAACUCAGCAGCUCCAAACUUCCCUUCAGCAGGGGAACGAGCUCCAGAGUCGGUGCCGUGAGCUGCAGAAGGAAACUCUGGAUUUAACAAAUCAGGUGGAGACAGCUGGCCUGCAGCUGCAGAAGGUGACAGCAGAGAUGGACCACUACAAGAAGCUGUUGCUGGUGAAGUCAACAGAACUUGAUGUCUGUCAAAACGAACUGAAAAAGAUCAAAUAUGAGAAUGGAAUUGCUGAGUCCAGACUUACAAAAGAGCUGAAGGAAAAGGAGGAAUCCCUUCUUGUUUGCCAACAAGUCUGCAAACAUUUACAGGAGGAGGUGGCUGAGAAAGAAAGGAGAGAAGAAGAUCUGAAAAGAAGAACUGGGAGAUCAGAGAGUGAGCUGGAAACCCUUAAAGCUCUGCUGGGCCAAACAGAGCAGGAGGUGCUGAUGCUGAAACAGGAGAGGGAGCUGCUGAAGAGCAGGACGGAGCAGCUGCAGGAGACGCUGAGGCAGAAGGUGCAGAGUGAGGACUCCUGGAGGGACAAGCUGGAGAUGGACCUGGCCAAAGGGGAGGCUCGGCACAAAGAAGCAAUUCUCAAAGUCAGGGAAGAGGCCAGAGUGGAGCUGGAGCUGGAGAGACAAAAACAGCAGGAACUGAUCACAAAGUACCAGAGAGAGCACGAGGAGCUCCAGCAGAAGAUCCCAGGUUUAAUAUCCAGUGCCACCAAGAGCUUGAGGAUGGAGAUGGAAAUUCUGGAGAAGAAGCUCCAAGAUGCCCAAAUGAAAGUGGCAGAGAAGGAUGGAGACAAGGAAAAAGAAAUCCAGAGCCUUAAAAGGCUCAUCAGUGAGCUUGAGUUCCAGCUGACCAUGGAAAAGAGCAACAAUGAAUCAUUCCUGGAUAAACUGAGGAAAGAAAUUAAGCACAAGUCAGAUGAACUGGAAAAAUUAACCCAGGAGAAGACACAGCUGAUUCACAGCUUGAGUCAAGUUCAAGAGGAGAAUUCCCUGCUGCAGGACACGGUGCGCCGGGAGUGCGAGGAGCGCUUCGAGCUGACGGCGGCGCUGGGCCGGGCCCGGGAGCAGGUGCUGGAGCUGCGGAGGCUCAGCGGGACCCUCCCCGCCGGGGAGCUGCGCCUCUCCGGAGCGCUGGGCACGGCCAGGGCUGCCCGGGCCCCCGGCUCGGGCCGGCACGGCGGCAGCAGCGCCGGAUCCCUGGAUGCUCCCAAGGGAAGGGCGGCCCCGCCGGGCGAACCCCGCGGCCGGGUCCCCGCCGGGAUGAGGCACCGGCCGAGCCAGCUCUGACAGCUCCGCCUGGGAAACCAUUCCAGCCUCCGAAGGAGCACCUCCCGAACUCAUCC
Molecule: messenger RNA, 2003 nt
Organism: Pyrgilauda ruficollis (rufous-necked snowfinch)
Lineage: Eukaryota; Metazoa; Chordata; Aves; Passeriformes; Passeridae
Gene: LEKR1
Product: leucine, glutamate and lysine rich 1
Exons: 12
Coding region: 1-1947 (648 amino acids)
Source: RefSeq, a predicted model, not a curated record